CACACACUAAAAACACACGCACGGGCGCGCGCGCACUCUUAAAACAUACGCGCGCGGUCAGAAGCGCACUGUGAGGAACAGCAGUGUAGCGGAUUGUAAAGUAUGCUCGGUAACCGGAGUCGCUGGGGAGAGUCGCGCGGUUCCGCUGUGUUCUGAUAGCCGGUUAUAGAGCAGGAUGAACGGGUCGGACGGGCUGUGCGGGUCCGGGGAGGUUCUGGUGAACGGCUCGCUGUGUGUGAACCGGACCGGCUCCGCGGUCAGCCCGAUAGACGCCGCGUCCUUCAUGCACAUCUUCCCCACGGUGUACGGCGUGCUGUGCUCCGUGGGCGUGCUCGCCAACAGCCUGGUGAUCUACGCCGUGGCCACCUGUAAGAAGAAGAUGGUGUCGGAUAUCUACGUGCUGAACCUGGCCGUGGCGGACCUGCUGUUCCUGCUGGUCAUGCCCUUCAACAUCCACCAGCUGGUGCGGGACCGGCAGUGGGUGUUCGGGAACUUCAUGUGUAAGGCGGUGGUGGUGGUGGACGUCAGCAACCAGUUUACCACUGUGGGCAUAGUCACCGUGCUCUGCGUGGACAGAUACGUGGCCAUCGUCCACCCCACCUCCGAGAACCGGACCAUCCAGUGGACCAUCAUCAUCAACCUGCUGGUGUGGGUGGGCAGCUUCCUCCUCACCAUCCCCGUGAUGAUCUACGCCAAGGUGAUCUCCAAGAAGCAUAUGAACGUGUGCAUGAUGUACCUGGAUGGCCCUCAGGACAUGUACUGGUACACGCUGUACCAGUCCACGCUGGGCUUCAUCGUGCCGCUCAUCAUCAUCAGCACCUUCUACUCUCUGACUCUGUACCACGUCUUCAGCUCCAUUCGGCGGGUCAAGCGCAAGCAGUCGGUGUGGGCCAAGCGCGCCACCAAGAUGGUGCUGAUGGUGAUCGGCCUGUUCCUGGUGUGCUGGUCGCCGUACCACGUCAUCCAGGUCAUCAACCUGAGCAUCCAGGAGCCCACCAACGUCUUCAUCUACGCCUACAACAUCAGCAUCUGCCUGAGCUACUCGCACAGCUGCAUCAACCCGCUCAUGCUGCUGCUCUUCGCCCAGAACUACCGCGAGCGCCUGUGCCGCCGCCGCGACUUCCGCAGCUCGCAGACCAACACUUCCAAGACCACCAUGAAGACGGAGGGGUGCUCCAGCGUCAGCCCCGACACCAGCCACCGCUGCACCGUCAUCUAGCUCUUACUGCAGGACGGAUUUCACCUGAUUUAUCCUGAAACUGUGAUGCCUUCUUGCAUUUUUAUCAAAAUCAUAAGUGCUAAAGUGCUCAAGUGCUUCAACUUCUUGAAGUUCAAGGCUUUAAACUUGUUUUUUUACUCUUCCAGCAAAGGAUACACUGAAGAAUGUACAGUUACAGCUUCUUUUA
This is a messenger RNA of Astyanax mexicanus (Mexican tetra), 1406 nucleotides long. RefSeq names its product melanin-concentrating hormone receptor 2 (gene mchr2b). Bases 176 to 1219 code for a protein of 347 amino acids. The transcript is spliced from 2 exons. Gene Ontology annotation, molecular function: G protein-coupled receptor activity; neuropeptide binding. Gene Ontology annotation, cellular component: neuron projection; membrane. Gene Ontology annotation, biological process: neuropeptide signaling pathway. The record is from RefSeq and is a predicted model, not a curated record. NCBI's taxonomy places the organism in Eukaryota, Metazoa, Chordata, Actinopteri, Characiformes, Acestrorhamphidae.